CUGCUUUAGAGGGCCGGGAAGAGCUGGCAGUUUGACUGAGGAAGUCAUGAAUCCAUUCAUUUUAAUCCUGAAGUAAUGUGCUUUUACCAGAGAUUUAGGAUGAUGUUGUGGCUUUUCUCCCAUUAGAGUGACCAGUAUUAUGUAUUGUGACCAAGUCCGGAGCUAUGAAACUUGAAGCUGUUAUCCCCAUGGAGGAUUCCAAGAUGGACUCCAAGAAAACAAGUUCGGACCAACCUGCAGAAUCUGCUGAAAAUGGUAUAAAUGGAAACGGAGUUGAAAACGGUAAUGGAGCUGCAGCUGACAGGGAAGUUUCCCAAAAUGGGAAGUUUGAUGUAAAGCCGUUACUGGAGUCUGGUGAAGAGCUGACAGAAUGUCUUGAUUCGAAGGAAAAGGCUUGUCCAAAUCGUGGUCCGGUUUCCAACCCCGAUCGGGCCACACGGAGUGCUAGUAAACCUGGGUCUGGCAGUGACAGAGAAGUUUUAGUUAGUCCUGGUGUUGCUACUCCAGAUUGCAAGGAUAUUCCCGAUUGUAAGGUCGUGCCUUCUUAUAGUUCAGAGGCAACUUCUGAACUUGCAGAUGCUGAAAGUGAGGAUAGUAAGAACAUUCCUUCUGAAAAGGAACUGAUAUCUGAAAGUAAGGACGCUGGUGUUGAAAGUAAGAACUCUCUUUCUGAUAAUGAAGCCACUUCUGAAAGUAGGGACACUCGCGUUGAUAGUAAAGAUAUUCCUUCUGACAAUGCAGGGACAUUUGAAAUCAAAGAUGCUGCUCUGGAUAGUAAAAUAUCCAAAUCUGAACCAAUGGAUACUGAGGAGUCGGAAAAAAAUGAAACAGACAAUGAUAAAAAAAAUAUGACGGCCGUUGCCAGCACAGAGGGUAAACACAUCUCCGAUGGCAGUGCCUUGGAUUUGGAAAAAGAUACGAGUGCCGAUUCCAGCAACAAGUCAGGUGGUGAGGAACCAAUAACCGAUACUGAUUCUACAGAUUGCAGAUUGGAUAAAAAAGUAAAAGAGACGGACCCUGAUCUUGAGAAGGUUAAAAGUGGCGGGCUUACGCUGAAGUUAGAUUCUGGCGAGGAGUUCUCUGUGCAGCUCGCUGAUGAGGAGGAGGAGGAGGAAGCAAAAAGCCAUUGUAAAACUCUUGUGGCAAAUGAUAGUGAUGACGAUGUGACUGUGGUCAGGGUGGAGACUAAACCCAAACCUAAGGCAGAGAUUCGUGUUACGUAUGGUGGCCCUGCUGGCGCUGCUGCUGGUGUGGCUCGGACUUUGCCAGUAAUGGCUCCAAAUUUGGCACCUACUUCUUGUACCUUCUUGACGUCGUCAGCCCCAGUGGUGACUGGUGCAACCAGUCUCAUUCCAUCUGGUGGCAAUAUCUUUGUACCUGUACAAUUCCCGCCCACUUCUGUACUUAAAUCUGGACAACUGUCUGUCCCUGUGCUAUUGAAUACUCAAACAGGGAGUUUUGUAAAAAACGUUGGUCAAAACUUGACUGUUAAAUCGGUAGCAUCAAAUCAAAAGCCGACUGUUCAGGUUACUACAGCGACUGUAGAUCCAGUCGCUGCAGCUAAUUACGCAAAAGCAAAAGAACUUCACGCUAAAAAGGUGGAAGAUUUUAAAGAAUUGUCAUCAUUCUUGAAUUCUAUGAGAAACAAAGUGACUGUUCAAAACACUGUUGAUGCCUUGAGGGGUCAUGUUGUGAAGAUACCAGAAUAUAGACGAUUGGAAGCGGCAAAAAGGAAAGCCUUGGCUUGGAAAAUGGAAGCUGAUGUUGCGUCUGUAGUCUCUGAAAAAGAGAGUGAUGAUGCUGACAGAGAGAAGAGUGUUACCCCAGUGAGCAAGGAUGAUGAGAGUAAGGAUGGGAGGGAGUCUGAGACGACGGAAGUGGGGGAGAAAGACGAUGAUGAGGCGACCGAUGUUGAGAUGAAAGACAAGACUGAUGAUGAUGAGGCUACAGAUGUUGAAAUGAAUGACGAGACCAAAGAUGAGGCGGGAGACAAACCUGAAACGGCUAAAUCGGCCGAGUUGGGAAAAGAUGCCAAGGAUAAGGAAGAAAAAGGAGGAGACAAGUCUGAUGAUGUGACAGUGAAAUCAGUAGAGGAUGAGAAAGUGGUUGGAACAGAAACAGAAGAAGGUAAAGGGGAGAAGAGUGAAGAGGGGAGCGAGUCUGAUGAAAAGAAAGAUGAUGCCAAGACCAGUGAUUCAGACAAGACUGAGGUGACGACUGGUGAAGCCAAGGACACAGCAGGAACAAAAGAAGAGGAAAAAACAGUAGCUGAUGAGAAGCCUGCAGCUAAAACAGUGGUUGAACCUGCUGUACCAGAACAAGCCAGCGAAAAGGGCGAUCAUGAGGAAGCAGCAAAAAAACUCCGCCCAGUCGCAAGAUUUCUUUACUAUAGCGGUCUUGAUCUUGCUCGGGAAUACAUCUAUAAAGAUCUCCUUGAUAAACAAGAGGUUCUCAUUGAGAAAAAGAAAUUGAGUUUCGAAGAGCAGGAAGACUUUCAUAGGCUUAGGCGGAUUUAUAGCUCUUACAGACGUAAGAACAAACCCAUGCAUCCUAAAGUGAAGAAGUGUCGUUCUUGUAAUUUUCAAACUGAGUCUAAAAAUGCAAUGCACAAUCAUCAGGAAUAUGGUCAUGUCGAUUUGUCUGUUGGGAGGUAUGAAUGUGCAUUAUGUGACUUUGACUCCAGGGCUGCUAGUGCAUUCAAGUUCCACAUGGAAGCUGAACAUUCCAUGGUUGGUCGUGUCACGGUCAAACCAUGUUUCUGGCACUGUGACCUCUGUCCUUAUGAACAUAACAAUAAAGCCAUGGUCAUAAAACACAAAAUGAAAUGUGGGAAGAAGUUCGAUAUCAAGAAGCAUUUGUUCCCGACAUAUGAUGACAUUAACUUUUUAUUCCGUGCUCUGCCAGGACCAUCAAUUGGGGCUAACCCUGUGCUAACUCCACCAGCACCGCCGAAGCCUGGUGGCAGCGCAUGGGCCACUGUCGGCCCAAAAACUGUUUAUAACAAACCGUACACUUCUUUGCCGACAUCGUCUUACGCUAGUAUUGCAACUGCAAAGCCUCAGGUGCCCCAGAUUGUGACCUACAUGACCAGUAAUGGACCAGUACGGGUUCAACUGAAUCAGUCUCAACCGAGGCCCCAACUGCCAACGAUGGCAACCAGCAAGCCUGCUCUUGUAAAGCAUUUAACCUCUCCUGCAGGAGUAACCCCUGCUCCAACAUUGCUGGCAACGCAAGCCCAGGGUAUCAAGCGACCUGCCGCACCCAUUGUUGCCCCUGCCCCAGCUAAGGUGGCAAGGAGUGAAUUGGAGAUUUGCGAAAUUUGUGGCGGAUUCAUUAAAGACCGGCAUUCGCUGCGCUUGCAUUUCAAGAUGGCGCACUGUAUUGAGAUUGACGAGUCCGUGAUCACGUCCAAACACACAGCACCACUCAGUUGUGAUGUUUGCAUGAAGCGCUUCUGGACAUUCCAGGGAUUGACGAUGCACCGAGUCGCUAUGAACCAUAUCCCGUCGACCAAUACCAAAUCUAUGCGAGGAAGUAAAUGUUUCAUUUGUAGUGUGUUUGUCGCGGAUAUCAUGAAGCACAUCAACUCCACUCACAACAUGAUCCCUGGCCAACUCAACACGAUCCGUAUCUGUCCCGUGUGUGGCCACAACAUGACUCCAGGUAACCUGGUCAGUCAUCUCAAGCUUCUCCACAACAUGAUCCUUCCUCUCCCAGGGUCACUGGCAAACCAGCCAACAUCAGUCGCCACCAGUUCUGACCAGAACAAGGUCUACACAUGUACAUCUUGCAAACGAUCAUUCAUCUCCAUAAAAACAUUAAAUAAGCACAUUGACCAAACACAUUCUUACAAAUGCCACCUGUGUGAUUUCCGUUGUACUGCCAUUGACGUCUACAAGAAUCACAUCACUCAGGGUCACAAAAAGGCGGCUAAGAAGUGUCAAAUCUGUAAGAAAAGCUUCAUUGGUGCAGCGUAUACCGUACACGUCCAGAAGGAGCAUUGCCGUAAGUUUAGCAUCAAGCUCGACCGAUGUGAUCACCUUGUGACUCUGUUCAAGGGCUCGUCAAAGACCAAUGAAAAAGCAUACAAGGCACUUGGAAAAGAAACGCCUGCCAAAGGAGAGCAAACAGUAAAAACUAAGUAAUCAAUUAAUAAUGGCAAAAUUAUGGUUUAAAACAGGGUUUAUAAAAAGACAGUUCAGUAAUUUGUCGCUUUCUGUGAAAGUAAGUUGAGCUUUCCAUGUCGGGCGGGGUGAGUCGAUGUUGCCAAAUUAUUUCUUGCUUGUUCCAUGUGCAAAGACGUGUGCUUGGUGGACGAAACAAUUGCUGUCGCUACUUUGGAUUAUUGAUUGGUAAAACUGCUACUCUGUAGUCAAAACAGCCUUUUGGAACCUUUCCUUCAUGUGCUCCGCUGCUGUUUCAAAAUCAAGUUUGUGUAAUCUCUGCCACAAAUUGCUAAUAAUUACAGUAAGUGGGUUUGGCAAGUCAAUCCUCAUAUUUUAGGUGAAAGUUGGGUGGGUCAAAAGCAGUUUUGCUCGAUAAACAUCUUUAUAAAUAGCUAGAAGAAGAUACUUUUUCCGAGCGUUUGAGGCCUAGACUUAAUUAGUUUACAAACAAGGUGCCACUGUUGCUGAUAUUAAAGACUAUUUGUUUCUCAAUGUAUUUGUAUAGCUUCAAGAAUGUCAUUCGGCAAAGAUUUCCAUGUUCCGGAUAUGGAAUUUUCUGCAAGUUGGCAAAGAGCUUCAGUUCAAGAAUUUAGUGCAGAUUAUCACUGUUAUUUUGCUACAAUAGAAUUAUCAAGAAAAUGUUGUCUUUUUGUUGAUGCAAACAAACACGUUUUGUAUUCUCUAUUGAUCAGGAUAAAUGAAUGACACUGGUGGUUAGUGUUGUAUUUGAUGGUGUUGAUGAUCAUGCUACAGUGUAUUGCACCCUGGCUACUUAGGUUUAAACACAUAUUCAUCAAAUUUAGUACACUGUUUUCGUAGACUCGCUAGAAUCUAUGUCUAGCAGAUAAUGUUUUUGGGGUGAAUCUGAAGGGUUAAUUCUUGGUUUCUUUGUCAACUCACUUUCAACCCAGAAAAUCUAAAACCAGCAUAUUCAAUUUGAUGAACCGGUGUGAAAAAGCUGUCUGAAGGUUAUAUUAUCACAAUACAAGUUGCACUUGGCACUUGCAAGACUUGAAACAUGUAAAAGGCUUAUGUGUACUUUAAUAUUUGAGUGAUUUCAACACCAUCAAGGACGACAGUGAGGCACACAUACAUUUUAAGGGCAUAUUGCUGUGACAUGUGACAUAUAAAUAUGACAGCUGAAUCCCUGAGGUGGCGAUAUCUUGCUGUUGACUGGGUUAUGUUCGCGACCGUUUUUAUUCUCGCAAUUUGCAGGCUUUUGCAGAUUUUUGUUGCCCUCAACUCGAUCAUUUGUGUGCGCCUAAUUUGAUGUUUGUGUCUUCAUGUUUGACUUUGUAAAACCUGGACUGGAUUGGUGUGGACAUGAUUAAAGGUGUGCCUGAUAUUGCAUUUAUUAUAACAACCUUGACAUGACUAAGUCUGCAUGUAUGUAACAUGUAUGUAACAUGUACGAGGGUCGUCUAAAUUCAGAAAUAUUGGCACUUCUAUUGACUCAAGAUGCUCGUGUCCGUGCAGUAUGUGUUUUUGAAGCAGGGGAGUUGAGGAUUAGAGGUGAUCGUUGGCUGCAUUGAAAUUAGUAUACAGGUAUACUUGUUUAUUAUCUAAUGAAAACCUAAUCUAAUGUAAUUGGAUCAUUGUGUCUUCAUGUAAGUAAAAAAUAUUAUAAUAAUGAGCUGUUUAUAAACAGAAGAUAUGUUAAUUUUCUAUGGAUACACUUUCUCCUAUUAUCAAUAUUGUAUAAAAUUCUUGCUAUCAUAAUAAUUGUACAAAAGA
Molecule: messenger RNA, 5900 nt
Organism: Lineus longissimus
Lineage: Eukaryota; Metazoa; Nemertea; Pilidiophora; Heteronemertea; Lineidae
Exons: 2
Coding region: 165-4145 (1326 amino acids)
Biological process (GO): regulation of transcription by RNA polymerase II
Cellular component (GO): chromosome
Molecular function (GO): chromatin insulator sequence binding
Source: RefSeq, a predicted model, not a curated record